Messenger RNA from Malania oleifera, 1533 nucleotides. Its product is annotated as DNA-directed RNA polymerases II, IV and V subunit 3-like. Gene Ontology annotation, molecular function: DNA-directed RNA polymerase activity; DNA binding; protein dimerization activity. The transcript has 3 exons. Lineage: Eukaryota; Viridiplantae; Streptophyta; Magnoliopsida; Santalales; Ximeniaceae. The record is from RefSeq and is a predicted model, not a curated record. Bases 280 to 1236 code for a protein of 318 amino acids. Gene Ontology annotation, biological process: DNA-templated transcription. Gene Ontology annotation, cellular component: RNA polymerase II, core complex.
GAUUUUAUUUUAAUUUUUUUUUCAACCAAACUCGAAGAAUGAUCCUUGAGUUUGCACUUACUAUGUUUUUGAGAGGCUGAAACUCUAAUUUUGCUCAAUUUUUUUGGGGGAAAAUUGUAACCGGAGUUCAAUUCAAAAGAUUUUAAAAAAUUGUGAAAAAAACUCGAAUUUCGGUCCCAGAAAAAGAAAUACGAAACCCGUUUGGCUUCAAGGGAACCCCUCCUGCAACAGUCCGUCGAGCGGAGGCAGAGGCGCACUCAGAGAGAGAGAGAGAGAGAGAUGGAGGGAGCGUCGUAUCAGAGGUUUCCGAAGGUGAAGAUCAGAGAGGUGAAAGAUGACUACAUGAAGUUCGAGCUCCGGGACACCGACGCCAGCAUGGCCAACGCCCUCCGUCGCGUCAUGCUGGCGGAGGUGCCCACCAUCGCCAUAGACCUGGUGGAAAUCGAGGUCAACUCCUCCGUCCUCAACGACGAAUUCAUCGCCCACCGCCUUGGCCUCAUUCCCCUUACCAGUGACCGCGCCAUGAGCAUGCGCUUUUCCCGUGACUGCGACGCCUGCGACGGCGACGGUCAGUGCGAGUUCUGCUCCGUCGAGUUUCACCUCCAGGCCCGCUGUAUUAACGACCAGACCCUGGAUGUCACCAGCAAAGAUCUCUACAGCUCUGAUUCUACUGUCGUUCCUGUCGAUUUCUCUGAUUCUUCUGGUUUCGACUCCUCCGAGCAGAGGGGUAUAAUAAUUGUAAAGUUACGUCGUGGGCAAGAACUGAGAUUAAGAGCGAUAGCCAGGAAAGGAAUUGGGAAAGAUCAUGCAAAAUGGUCACCUGCUGCAACUGUCACUUUCAUGUAUGAACCAGAGAUCCACAUCAAUGAGGAUAUGAUGGAAACAUUGACGCUGGAGGAGAAAAGAAGUUGGGUUGAAAGUAGCCCUACCAAAGUGUUUGACAUUGAUGCUAACACCCAACAGGUCAUUGUCGUUGAUCCUGAGGCAUACACUUACGAUGAUGAAGUGCUCAAGAAAGCAGAAGCUAUGGGGAAGCCUGGGCUUGUGGAGAUUUAUGCAAAAGAAGACUCUUUUUUAUUCACAGUUGAGUCUACUGGUGCAAUCAAAGCCUCUCAGUUGGUACUCAAUGCGAUAGAAGUCCUUAAACAAAAACUAGAUGCUGUUCGUCUGUCAGAUGACACUGUUGAAGCUGAUGACCAAUUUGGUGAGUUGGGUGCGCAUAUGAGAGGGGGAUGAUGUCAUCAGUGCAUAUGGCUCAUUUGAUCUCUGAAUUUCUUGGAGAUCAAUUGACUUCCAUCUGCUUUCUCGGGUUUUGUCUUUAAAAUUAGUGAGGUAUCCACUGUACUUCCUCUGCCACUUAAACUAUGGAUGCUAAUCUCUCUCUCUCUCUCUCUCUCUCGUUUAUGUUUUUGGUUAGAAUAUGCAUUGGACUCGAGUAGAACUUUAGAUGGGUAGCAGACCUUGGAGCAAUAUAGGUUAUCAUGAACUGUAAUCAUCUUUCAGGUGUCUUGAAAAUAUAAUGUUCUUAAACUC